GGACGCGAUCUUCAUUCCAAUUGUGAAAAUUUGCCUCAUUCUUCCGUCGAUUUUCCGUUUGAAUACCCCGCCGUUGCUUCGAUUUGCGUUUCUGCGGCCCAUUUGAAACGCACUAGUACGUAAGCUAUUUAUUCCGCCGUAAAGCCACGCCCACGCCAAUGUCCGCGACCGCCCCAAAUCGCCAGCCGGAGCCGAAGUUCCCGGCCGCAAUGAACCGUGGAGCGGGCACGGUGUGCUCCAAUCCGGCGGUGCCCAAGUCGCCGGACGCACUCACCUCCUUGGUGGCCCGGAAGAGCAUCACGUCCAUGUCGGAGGAGGAGAUCAUCCAGGAGAACCUCAACGAGAUCCUCGACCUCAAGUCGCGCGAGGAGCGAAAAGCCAAUGGACGCCUGGUGGCUGUGAUCGUCUGUUUUCUGGUGCUCUUCCUGGCCGUCUACCAUGCCUGCGUGCGGAAGUCGGAGAACUCGCUGGCUGGCGUCCUGGUGCCGGCGGGCAUCAUGCUCUCCUACGGCGCCUGGGUGGUCGUCCUGGCCAAGCGGGACAAGCACCGGCGAGCCAUGUUUGAGCGCCACAUCGAGGAGGUGACGCUGAAGAACAAGAUCGAGCUGGAGGAGAAGCAUGCGCGCCACGCGAAGAAGAUGCAGUCGCAUCAUGGGCACUCCGGCACGGAUUCCACGGGCAGUGCCUCCAGCUCGCUGCACUAUGUGAACGAGCUGCUGCCGACUGCGGGCGGUGGUGAGCAUCGCAAGAAGCAGCGACGCCAUCGCCACAAGGAGCGCUCCGUGGAGCGGGAGGAUCACGAGCAACGCACCCAUCAGCGCCAACAGACGCCGGACAUCGGGGUGCAUCGUGGGCCGCCCAAGAGGCCCAGUUUCCGGCAGAAGCUCUUCGGCCAGACCAUCGCCCAUGUCAAGCUGGUGGAGGCGCAGAGCGACAGCACGGAUUCCGCUGGCGGAACGGGAGGUGGAGCGGGUGCGGGUUCGGGUUCGAAACCAGGUGGUGCCAAGCCCCAUCCCGGCGAGAAACGCCAGCGGCUACAGCGCCUGGACACAUUGCCCCUGGCGCAGGUGGUGCGUGUCAGCUCGAUUCCGUGAGAUAUAUCCAUGCAUUGGAUGUUGGAUGUAUGUACAUAUGCAUGUGGAAGUGGAGUAGUUUCUUUUUUUUUUUGGGGCGGAGGGCCAACCUCGCGAUUGUAUCGAAUAAAUAAAUGUAUUAUAAAAAAUAUAAA
Molecule: messenger RNA, 1228 nt
Organism: Drosophila teissieri
Lineage: Eukaryota; Metazoa; Arthropoda; Insecta; Diptera; Drosophilidae
Exons: 4
Coding region: 159-1094 (311 amino acids)
Source: RefSeq, a predicted model, not a curated record